Misgurnus anguillicaudatus (oriental weatherfish) is the source of this 3582-nucleotide messenger RNA. It is a transcript of the gene slc6a8, whose product is annotated as solute carrier family 6 member 8. Gene Ontology annotation, molecular function: gamma-aminobutyric acid:sodium:chloride symporter activity. Gene Ontology annotation, cellular component: plasma membrane. The record is from RefSeq and is a predicted model, not a curated record. Gene Ontology annotation, biological process: sodium ion transmembrane transport; nitrogen compound transport; amino acid transport. NCBI's taxonomy places the organism in Eukaryota, Metazoa, Chordata, Actinopteri, Cypriniformes, Cobitidae.
UGACAUUACCGAACCCGUUAAAACGCAGCGCGGCUCCGCACCGACACAGACAGUCCGUCCGCGCGCACGCAUCGAUAGAGCCGCCGCCGCACCUCCUGCAGACACCGAAACGCGUCUCUCAUUCAUCGUUUAUCUUCUGAGUGUGUAAAACCGGUGAAAACGAUGGUUUGAAGACAUUUAGACGAAGUAUUCGUGAAUGUAAUUCCAUUACAUCCAUCUGUUAGUCGCGCGCUAAGGGCCGCUUUGGUUUUCCCGUCUCCGCAGUCGUCUUCUCUUUGAGAGAUAUAAGUGCUCAUGCGAUUCUUCAGACUCACAUUUAAGUGUUUCGUGGAUUGUUUUUGAAGGUGCUGUUUGAAACCAGUGUCUUUUUUCUUUUGUGAUCCCGUUAUUUAUUUUUCAAACGCGCAUUUUGAUCAAUAGACCCAAAUACCGUGGCCAAUUCCGCAGAGAACUGCCAUCCGCUAUAAAGGUCUGACAUUGAGAAGAAAGAAGAAGAAAAAAUCAUUCUUAAAAAGAAUAUCAUUGCUGACUUUUGUAUUAAUAAAAAGAAAAAGGACCAGAUCCUAUCAGGAUCGUCUGAAGAACAAAAGGGACAUAUUGGUGUGAAUAAGAGACUUGAGACAGAUACAAUAAAUAUCAAAAAAAGAGAUCAAAUAUUUUUUUUGACUGCUGAUUUUAAGCCCUUCUGGUGAGAAGGUUGAGUGUUGGUUUUGUUUACAAGUGCAAUGGAAAAAAGCAGCUCUAUAGACGCAGACUGCUGCUCCCUGAACGUGGUCUUGGUGGAGGAAAAGAAGGGUCACCUCAUUCCCAAUGGAAACGGUCAUCAAGGCGUCAAUGGGACCCUCAUCGGAGGAGCCAACGGUGUGCCUAUCUCCGCGGCCCCUGGAGCCAUGUCAGCGGCAGUGAAAGCGGGAUACCCCGAGCGAGAGACCUGGACCAGACAGAUGGACUUCAUGAUGUCCUGCGUGGGGUUCGCCGUGGGGCUGGGGAACGUCUGGCGCUUCCCGUAUCUAUGCUACAAAAAUGGUGGAGGGGUGUUCCUCAUUCCAUAUGUGUUGUUUAUAUUUCUGGGAGGCAUUCCAAUAUUCUUCCUGGAGAUUGCUUUGGGUCAGUUUAUGAAGGCCGGAAGCAUCAACGUGUGGAACAUUGCGCCACUUUUUAAAGGACUUGGUUUUGCCUCCAUGGUUAUUGUGUUCUUCUGUAACACAUACUACAUCAUGGUCCUGGCCUGGGGUUUCUAUUACUUCAUAAAGUCCUUCAACUCCACGCUGCCCUGGUCGACCUGCGACAACCCGUGGAACAGCAAGCAUUGCAUCGAGAUCUUCCGCUAUGCUGACUGCAAGAAUGGAACCAUCGGCAACUCUACAUACGGCAACCUGACGUGCGAGGAGCUCGCCGAGGGUCGUUCUCCUAUCAUUGAAUUCUGGGAGAACAAAGUACUGAACAUCUCAGAUGGACUGGAAAAUCCAGGUGUCAUCAACUGGGAAAUGGUGCUGUGUCUGAUGGCCGUUUGGGUUAUGGUGUACUUCUGUGUGUGGAAGGGGGUGAAAUCAACUGGAAAGAUUGUAUAUUUUACUGCCACAUUCCCAUAUGUGGUCCUGAUCAUUCUCAUGGUGAGGGGCGUUACUCUUCCCGGCGCUUAUGAUGGCAUCAUCUACUAUCUCAAACCUGAUUGGUCCAAGCUAGGAGAACCACAGGUCUGGAUCGAUGCCGGCACUCAAAUCUUUUUCUCGUACGCUAUCGGCCUCGGGGCUCUCACCGCCCUCGGCAGCUAUAAUCGAUUUAACAACGACUGCUAUAAGGAUACAUUUGUACUGGCUCUUAUCAAUAGUGGCACCAGUUUCUUUGCUGGUUUCGUAGUCUUCUCUAUCCUGGGCUUUAUGGCAUCCGAGCAAGGUGUGGACAUCUCGAAAGUUGCUGAAUCAGGGCCCGGUUUGGCGUUCAUAGCGUACCCAAAAGCCGUGUCUAUGAUGCCCGUGGCUCCGGUCUGGGCCGCCCUGUUCUUCAUCAUGUUACUACUGCUGGGUUUGGACAGUCAGUUUGUCGGUGUGGAGGGCUUUGUAACUGGCAUUCUUGACAUUUACCCUGGAAAGUAUUAUCUGCGCUUUCAACGUGAAAUCGCGGUGGCGAUCUGCUGCUUAUUGUGCUUCAUCAUUGAUCUCUCCAUGGUUACACAGGGAGGGAUGUACGUCUUCCAGCUUUUUGACUACUACUCAGCCAGUGGAAUGACCCUAUUGUGGCAAGCAUUCUGGGAAUGCGUGGUUGUCGCGUGGGUUUAUGGUGCUGACAGGUUUAUGGACGAUAUUGCUCGUAUGAUCGGUUACCGGCCAUUCCCGUGGAUGAAGUGGUGCUGGUCCUUUAUAACUCCAUGUGUUUGCAUGGGUAUCUUCCUAUUUCACCUGCUCAACUACAAGCCUCUGACCUACAACAAUGUGUACGUGUACCCAUGGUGGGGAGAAGUGAUCGGAUGGUGUCUGGCUCUCUCCUCCAUGCUCUGCAUCCCUGUUAGCUUUGUGUACAAGCUUGCUGGAGCCAAGGGAACAUUCAGAGAGCGCUGGGAUAUUCUGACCAAACCAGUGUGGGGGAACCAUCAUCUGGAAUACAUGGCCCCUGACAUUGAUAUUAAAAGUCUCACCUCUCUCUCUCCUGGAACCGAAGAGAACAAGUUUGCUAAACACACAAGAAGAGAUUUUGACCUCUGAUGUAAUGCCUGGGAUUUUCAAUGCACAACAGGCAAAUUUGUAGGUUGACACAUUGCCAAAACCUGCCUUUGUCUUAAGUCACAUCAUCUAUCAAUAGCCAAAACUGUACCAAGGUGUCCCGAAAAACUGACCUCAUUUUGACCCGUGGGAAUUCUGCUUUUUAGAAAUAUCAAAUUGCUCACUAAAUCAUUGACAUAGAUGUACAAAUUAGACCACAUAACAUACAGUAAGGCUUCAGAAUACAUUUGCACAUUGUUGUAAAAUAAUCUGCUAGCACUUUUAAUCGUGUUAGAAUGUUUUUUUUGUUGUUGUUGUUGUUUGUUUUUAUUUUACAUACUGUAAAAUAAAUAAGAGAUUUAUUUUGUGAAGGCUUUUAUUCUGCUUAUAUGCAUAUAUAUAUAUAUAUGAAUAGCUAUCGGAUAUCUGUGUGUUAUAUUUUAAACGUUUGAGGCUGUAUGUACUUUUGAUAAAGAUUCAAAUACAGUGUGGGAAUUAUUACUGAAAAGCUGCAAUGCAGUUGCAGGACGCGUGUGAGAUAGCACAUGAAAUUGAGUUUAUUUUGAAUAUCAAGUGCUACAGUUGUUAAAUGUUUUAGAUUUUGUGUGUUAAACAGUAUUUUUGCCGACCACCAAGCUCAAUUUGGUUCGCAAAGACAAAUCGUGGAGAAUUGACUUCUGUUUCGUCCGUGAUUUUAUCACCUGGAGCCAUCAGCAAUUUUAUGAAAGACAAUUACAAACAGCAUUUUAAGAACAAAACGGCGUAUUUAAUGCAAUUCAGUAUUCUCACAUUUAUUUAUUCACCAAUAGUAUGAACCCUUCAGUCAUUCGAUCUAAAAAUGAUUGACAGCUGCCUACGGCGAAUGAGAGCACAUGAAUGAGAU